Molecule: messenger RNA, 5094 nt
Organism: Aspergillus melleus
Lineage: Eukaryota; Fungi; Ascomycota; Eurotiomycetes; Eurotiales; Aspergillaceae
Gene: agd3
Product: putative extracellular serine-rich protein
Exons: 2
Coding region: 1833-4325 (830 amino acids)
Source: RefSeq, a predicted model, not a curated record
GUCUUAUUCCGAUGGAACCACUGUGGUUUAGGGUCUGUGGCGACGCUCCAGGCAAGUCCCAGUAAACGGGACAAAAAUAGCGAGAAGGACCAAAACCUGCAAGACUAGCUCGACGCUAAGUAGUUAGGACUGUCUGAGUCUAAUAUUAAUAAAAAAAAAAGUUAACGGAUGACAGGCGAAACUAAGUCUCGGGCAGAAGCCAUGAGAGUGGCAAAGGCUCAUCGACAGCGUGGCAGUCGCCAUGGAAGAGCGAUUGACGAUGCCUUUUAGUAACUACGGACUCUGUUCUUUGUGUCCAGCGACAUUCUUGUAGAACCAUGAUAGAAGCGAUCAUUUGACAGGCUUUGACCACCGUCGAUCAUAAUCCAGACCACGAUCAUGACGAUCAUGAGGAAGAACCGUUCCGCCCUUUGCGAACCCCCAACUGCUGGGGGGCCGACGCGAGCAAGUUGUGCAAAGGCAAAAUAAUAUGCCAAAAACCCGCGACACAAAGGAUGAGCCACGAUGUCGGCGUUACCCCCGGUUGGGGGCAGGAGUCCGACCAGGACGUGCAUUUUUGCCCAAAUGGACUGCGUUGCUGACCGAAAGAGCAUCUCUUGGAAGGAAGAAAAAAGAACAGGAAAAAAGGAAAAGCGGAGCUGCACGUCGGCAGGUGUAUUUUAUACCAUGGUGAUACAGUACAUACCGUACCCUGUUUUUGAACAGGUUUCGUACGGUAAUACGAGUAAUCCUCACCGGGUUUUCAAAUUUCGGCAUUUCCAAAUCACCGCCGUCUGACGAUACCCCGUGAUACUAAUCGAAACGCGGUGUCGACUUGGUUACUCUCCCCGUCCUCCAUCUUCUUCCUUCUCGCUCUCUCAGGAUUGCCUCGGUCAGCGAGCUUCGUGUAACGAAUUGCCAAUCGAUCGUCCCUAGUCCGACUGACUCGCUUCCCACCCUCCUUUAUUAUCGUCUUGCUACCCCACAUCCCUCCCUUCAUCGAUUCUUUUCCCACCUUCCAAGAUCUUAGCGACUCUAAUUUUGGACGAACCAACUUAUCAACUCCGUCCUUCUCCAACUCCUUUCACGCUUAGGCGCUUAGCCCUUGGUCCGUCAUGGAUAAAGAACUAGUGAUUAAUGAACCGUCAAUGAAUGGAUACAUCCCCUUCUUCGCUAGAGGGCUCCUUCGCCCAUUGUUCCCCUUGGCAUGGGUCGUCCCUCCCAUUGGAUUCCGUCCCACUAUCUCGGGUUUAGGGCAAUGAUGAUUUCUGAUUUCUGACAUCUCGCCGCCCUUCCGUCUAAAUUCCCUCCUUUCAACGUCUGCAAAGUAGUUAGCGCGAGAUCCGUGGGUACGGACAGUCCGUCUCCGUUGCCCAAAAAUAAUUCAGAAUAAUCGAAAACCAUGAAUGAACCAGAAAAGGUCUCAGGGCAAUUUCCACCUUCUCAAGCCAUCGGUCGAUAUUGGCAUUGUCAAUGACAAACUUGCCGCCGUUUGAGGCGCUGGCGACCUGUCGAUUUGCCGGUUUGCUAGGGGCGGCCUAAGUCCGGGUCCGAUAUGAAAGAACUCUCGAUUUGAUCGGACGGUGGAACCAUCAGGGCUUGGACGUCGGACUGUCCCUGGUGGCGUGUGGAACGAUAAGCUAGAAAAUUUCCGUUCUUGGUCUCCAACCGGCAUAAAUAGCCAUACAUAAAUGUGAUUGAGUCCGCAGUCAAACGACGAUCUCCAGUCUAACUCUGCUGCAUCAUCGUGGUUGGAUCGGAAAAGGUCCACCUUGUCAUUCGUUCUCUUUUGCUCGCCUGCAGACUCCUGUAUCUUUUUCAGUCUCGUCGUCUGACCCCUGGACCACAUUCAAAUGGUUCCUCUCUGGGUCCUCCGUGUUGGCUGCUACUUCGGCCUUAUAACUUGCACCACUCCCCCAGGUGUUUGGCCUGGUAGAUUCCCGACUGUCAUCGCUCCUGUGCCUCCAUCGCGGACUUCUAUUUCCAGUUCCACUGGAGUGACUGGUACCGCCUUGCCCGGAGUGACUUCGUCGGCGCACUCGUUUACUACUUCCUUCGUUGAGACUUCAUUGGUUGACACCUCGUUCUCGUCCACCCUGGUCUCGGACCCAUCUACUUUCGUUACAUCUUCUGCCUCGACCUCGUUCGCUUCUACUUCGUCUGCAAGCACAUUCGUUUCUGUUUCUUCUUCUGGUUCUUCCUCUUCUAGCACUUCGCUGUCCUCCGGUACUCGGGUCUCCUCUACUAUUCCCGUGUCCUCGAGCACUGCCGUGAGCCCAUCUCGCACGAUGUCUCUCACCUCGUCCAGCAUCAUCCCCAGCGUCACGCCCUCGGCCUCGCCGAUCGCGCAGGGCACCGUUGCGGGUAACAUUCUCGUUAUUGCGAGAGACACGGCUGCCGCCGGCGUCGCGUCCUCGGGACUUAACGCAUAUGGCAUCCCCUUCACCACUCUGUUGGUUCCUCAGGCUGGCGCCAGUCUGCCCGACCUGAACACCACUUCAGGGGGAAACUUCGGCGGUAUCGUCGUGGCUGGUGAGGUCAGUUAUGACUAUGGUGGCACUCGAGGCUUCCAGAGUGCCUUGACUACCGAUCAAUGGAACCAGCUGUAUGCCUACCAGCUCGACUUCGGUGUGCGAAUGGUUCAGUACGAUGUCUUCCCGGGACCUUCCUUCGGCGCCUCUGCCGUGGGCGACGGAUGCUGUGCUUCCGGCGUGGAACAGCUGAUCUCUUUCUCCAAUGUCGACGACUUCCCCACGGCCGGUCUGCGAACCGGCGCCGGCGUCAGCACCCAGGGUCUCUGGCACUACCCGGCUACCAUCAGCAACACCACUACCACCAAGGAAAUCGCCAAAUUCGCUGCCAACUCGGUGACCUCGGGAGAAUCGACUGCCGCUGUCAUCAACAACUUUGCUGGCAGAGAGCAGAUGGCCUUCUUUAUCUCCUUCGAUACGGUCUGGAGUGCCACCUCCAACUAUCUGCAGCACGCCUGGAUCAACUGGAUCACUCGCGGUCUCUAUGUGGGACAUCGUCGUAUCAACCUCAACACCCAGAUUGACGAUGUGUUCUUGGAGACUGAGGUCUACAAGCCAGCCGGAGUCAACUUCCGUAUCAGCGUCGCCGACAUGAACGGAAUCGCCGACUGGCUUCCCACCAUCAACGCCAAGAUGAACGAGGGCAGUGACUACUGGGUCGAACUGGGACACAACGGUAACGGUAACAUUGAAGCCGCUACUCAGAAGACCAACGGCGAGUCUCGCUGCAACGGCGGCGGUAUUGAGUACGACUCGCCCCCUGACACCGAGUUGGAGUUCAAGAAGCCCCUGGGAACCGGAACCGACCUUUGGCCCUCGACUCAGACCUCCUACGGCUGGACCACCGACUGCACUCAACUGGAUGACCUUCUGAUCUGGGUGACCAACCCGGCCAACCGUGAUAAGUUCGGUCACAUCUCCCACACAUUCACCCACCUGGAACAGAACAAUGCCACCAACUCCGAUAUCAACAAGGAAAUCUCCUACAACCAGGCUUGGCUCAAGCAGAAUGGCAUUUCCUCGGCCAAGUACUUCACCAGCAACGGUAUCAUCCCCCCUGCCAUCACUGGGCUUCACAACGGUGAUGCUCUGAAGGCUUGGUGGGAUAACGGUAUUACCAACUGCGUUGGUGACAACACUCGUUCCCCUCUGCUCAACAAGGUCAACGACAUGUGGCCUUACUUUACUACCGUUGACAGCGACGGAUUCGACGGCAUCCAGGUCAACCCUCGUUGGGCCACCCGUAUCUACUACAACUGUGAUACCCCUGACUGCACCGUCCAGGAAUGGAUCGACACGUCUGCCGGCAGCGGUGACUUCAAUGACCUGCUUGCCACCGAGAAGGCCGACACCAUGCGUCACUUGUUCGGUCUGCACCACGAUCCCUACAUGUUCCACCAGGCCAACCUUCGCAACGCCGACGUUACGCCGAUCACCGUCAACGGCGUCACGGCCCAGUACUCGAUCUUCCAGGCCUGGGUUGAGACCCAGGUUCAGGAGUUCGUGCGUCUGGUGAAGUGGCCCAUUGUCACCAUCACCCACCAGCAGAUGUCCGCGAACUUCUUGGAACGUUACACCCGUGAUGCCUGCAACUACUCUCUUCAGUACACCAUUGCCAACCACCAGAUUACCGGUGUGACGGUGUCUUCCAGCAGCAACACCUGCAGCGCCCCCAUCCCGGUGACCUUCCCCGUUGCGCCCACCAACACCCAGAGCUUCGCCACCGAACAGCUCGGCAGCGACCCUCUGACCGUCUGGGCCAAGCUCUCCGGCUCCCCGGUCACCUUCACUCUGUCCACUCCUAUUCCGUUGUAAUUGAUCCAACCGAAGAUUACAGCCUUACGGACUGGGCACGAACCAGGAACUAUGCUAGCUCUGAGAAAACACCAACAAACACAUAAUAACUAAUGUUUAUUGAUGGAUUAUAGAGCUUUCAUGAAGGAAUGCCACCAAUUGUUUUGUUUUCAAGUGUUGUACCACCCAACCAGCGAUGGAUUUUGACUUUCUACUCCGUAGUGCAAUACAUAAUUCAACGAUCUAUUUUGACGUGUUCCCAACUGAUCUUCCUUAUUCCUGCCUAACACGUAGAACUUCCGGGGAGAAACCCCGCAAAACGAGCGCCCGUACCUGGUGCACCAAACCCCGACGUCUGGGCAUACAACAGGUACAACCAUAAGGUAGGUAGUCCAUGAUUCGCAUAAGCCAACAAGCAACCAAGAAACCAUGACACCAACAUUCCUGCCCAUAAUAACACAACAACAGUCCAACACCCCGCAAACAGCCCUCUCUCGCUUGUCUGCCUGUCCACCUUAGUGUUCUAAUGUCUACCCCCUACCACUGCCACGUUGACUGUUGACUGACGUCGACCUAAUGACGCACCAGUGACACAACAAAAUAAGCCCUAGGGAUAUACCCAUGUCCGCGUAUGGACGCGCUAGCAUGGAUGAGAACCUAACCGGCGGUAGUUAAUUGAUUGGUGUACUCGGAAUAAUCUUAGGGAAAUGAAUUAUAGGCAUAAUGUCUCGGACGAAUUUCGGUCGUAGGGAUUUCGUCUUGGGGUUCUACUCCUUUUUUUGCUCCGGGU